AUGGCUAAAAGUUCGUUUGUAUAUGUAAAAAAUUAUGAACAGGACGACAGUCUUCUUCCUAACACUUGGAUAGUUGUGAGAUUAGAUGGAAAAUGUUUUCACAAAUUUUCAGAAGAUCACAAUUUCAGCAAACCUAAUGAUUUGCGAGCACUGAAUUUGAUGAAUUAUGCGGCUUUUAAAGUGUUGCGCGAGUUUAAUGAUGUAUUGAUGGCUUUCGGUCAAAGCGACGAAUAUUCUUUUAUAUUUAAAAAAAAAUCCAAUCUUUAUAAAAGACGAGCAGCUAAAUUAUUGACAACAAUUAAUAGCAAAUUUUCUUCAUCUUAUGUUUUUUACUGGAAUAAAUUUUUUGAUCAAGAAAAUUUAAGAUAUCCACCAUCCUUCGAUGGGCGCAUAGUUUUGUAUCCUUCUGACGAAAAUUUAAUUGAUUACCUAAAAUGGAGACAAGCAGAUGUGCAUAUAAAUAAUCUCUACAAUACUACUUUUUGGACUCUAAUCUUACAAGGUGGUUUGACUCCUGUUCAAGCCGAAAAAAGAUUGUGUGGAACAGUAUCUGCUGAUAAGAAUGAAAUAUUAUUUAAAGAGUUUAAUAUCAAUUACAAUAAUGAACCUAAUAUAUUUAAGAGAGGGACCCUACUUUUAAGGAAACCAAUAAAAAAUGAAGAAUUAAAAAAGACAUUAAUUGUGGAUGUUCAUGAUGAUAUGUUAAAAAAUUCUUACUGGAAGGACAAUUAUGACAUACUCAGUUCGAAGCUCAUAAAUAACUAUGAAGGACCAAUAACCCACAUAAUUAAUGAGCAAAUUGGUAAUAAAAAGUAUAAGUUACAAAAAUCAAAAGAUAUAUCAGAAGAAAGUAAA
Molecule: messenger RNA, 855 nt
Organism: Brenthis ino (lesser marbled fritillary)
Lineage: Eukaryota; Metazoa; Arthropoda; Insecta; Lepidoptera; Nymphalidae
Source: the annotation of a GenBank genome assembly